Molecule: messenger RNA, 678 nt
Organism: Aspergillus vadensis CBS 113365
Lineage: Eukaryota; Fungi; Ascomycota; Eurotiomycetes; Eurotiales; Aspergillaceae
Product: 60S ribosomal protein eL13
Exons: 5
Coding region: 1-678 (225 amino acids)
Biological process (GO): translation
Cellular component (GO): ribosome; cytosolic large ribosomal subunit
Molecular function (GO): structural constituent of ribosome; RNA binding
Source: RefSeq, a predicted model, not a curated record
AUGGCGAUCAAGCACAACAACCAGAUUCUCAACCAGCACUUCCACAAGGACUGGCAGCGUCGUGUCCGCGUGCACUUCGACCAGCCUGGCCGCAAGCACCGCCGUCGUGAGGCCCGUCUCGCUAAGGCCGCCGCUGUUGCUCCUCGUCCGGUUGACCAGCUGCGCCCCGUUGUGCGCUGCCCUACCGUCAAGUACAACCGCCGUGUCCGUGCUGGCCGUGGUUUCACCCUUGCUGAGCUGAAGGAAGCUGGUAUCCCCAAGAAGCUCGCUCGCACCGUCGGUAUCGCCGUUGACCACCGCCGUGUCAACUACUCCAAGGAGUCGCUCGUCGCCAAUGUUGCUCGCCUCCAGGACUACAAGGCUCGCCUGAUCCUCUUCCCCCGCAAGAGCGGUCAGUUCAAGAAGCUUGACUCUUCCGCUGAGGAGGUCAACGCUGCCAAGGCUGCUUUCGCCGAGGGCAAGACCGAGGGCUUCACCACCCGUGUCGGUGGUGCCCUCCCCAUCAAGAACGCCACUCUCGCUGAGGCCGUCACCGAGGUCAAGCGUGACGACCUCCCCAAGGGUGAGGAGGCUGCUUAUCGCCGGCUGCGUGAGGCCCGCAGCGAGGCUCGCUACAAGGGUAUCCGGGAGAAGCGUGCUAAGGCCAAGGCUGAUGAGGAGUCUGCCGCCAAGAAAUAG